This is a messenger RNA of Lachancea mirantina, 633 nucleotides long. Lineage: Eukaryota; Fungi; Ascomycota; Saccharomycetes; Saccharomycetales; Saccharomycetaceae. The record is from the annotation of a GenBank genome assembly.
AUGUUUCUCCAGAAGACAGUUCAUCAGAUCAGACCGGUUUUCGGAAGGUUAUUCCAUUCGUCAGCGCUACUUUCAAAUAGUUUUGACACGGUCCAUAUCAAAAAUACCAGUCACUUUCGGAGUCUGUUGGUCGAAAAAGGGGAUUUCACACCUCAGCAGGCAAGUGCAGUGGUCAACAUUAUGACUAACGCUCUUCAAGGUGGGAUUGCCCAUGUGUCGCAGGAUUUGGCUUCCAGAGAAAAGCUAAUCAAAUUAGUUUAUCAGCAGAGGGUUGAUUUCGCCAAACUGAGAGAUCAACUUCUUUCCGCAGAUAGAAGCGAAUUCCAUGCUCUGCAGAACGAAUACGAAGGGAUUCGCAACGAUCUUGAAAAAUUGCGGACAAAGUUGCGAGAGGAGAUUACUAAGGCCAAUGCUGGCUUCAAACUAGAUCUUUCGCUAGAAAAGGGUCGCAUAAGGGAGGAAUCCAGUCAUCAUAACAUGCAGAUCAAGGAGAUAGAUACUCGUAUCGAGCAAGAAGUGAGUAACAUGAAAAUGCAGAUUGACUCGGUUAAGACGCAAGUGAUGCAGUGGCUGAUUGGUGUCUGCACCGGUACUUUCGCGCUUGUGCUGGCGUAUGUUCGUCUUCUAGCAUAG